AUGAGGUGCGAGUUCCCAAUGCUCACCAGAUGCUGCUUCUGCCUCCCGCUGAGGCUGAGCUUAAUGGUUUGGGCGUAUAUAAAGACGAUAUCCUCCGCUGUGUUGCUCUCGUAUUUGGUAUUCAUCGUAAUCGACGAGUGUACCCGACUUUGUCGGAUACAUUCUAUAUAUUUGUACCUCUUCUACAUCCCAAUAUGUUCGAUGUUAACAAUGGACAUAAUAUUUCAUAUAAUUUUUAUAAUAAGUGCUCACAAGAAAGAACACAGGAAAAUGAGGCUCUUCUACAGAUACAGUAUAUUUAGUCUUAUGAUAUAUAUAUCUGGACUUAUCUUUUCGAUAUCUCUGCUAUUCAUCGACUCACGUUACUUUAUUUAUGCAUAUUUCUUUGGAUUUUUCCACAUAGCUAUAUUUUUGUGGAUAAUAGUUAUUCAAAUCUACGUGUUAAUUCUGGUGCGGAGUGAAGUUGUGAAGCUAAAGAGGAACAUGAACUUUGAGUUCGUGAACCACGCGGCAGAGCCCGGUGCUGUGAAGGAGGACUUACGGAAUGUGGAAGAAGUACAAUAUUAU
Messenger RNA from Brenthis ino (lesser marbled fritillary), 567 nucleotides. The record is from the annotation of a GenBank genome assembly. NCBI's taxonomy places the organism in Eukaryota, Metazoa, Arthropoda, Insecta, Lepidoptera, Nymphalidae.